UGCGGGAGAAGGUCUGCCUUCGGGAGCGGGCAAAAAGCUGCUCGAAACAUUCAAAUUAUCCGUUUGACAUUAAACAUUAGAGAUUAAUUAGACCAAGGGCAAAACCGGAUUUUAGAAGCCUCCGAUUGGACUGAUGAUUACAUAUUAGAGCAACGUAUUCCCACUGUACGGAAAUCAGAAGAUUGUUAUCUAGAGGCAAAAAACGUUUUCCAAGCAAGGGAUUAAGGAUCUGCAGCGGAGAACCUAUCAAGACAAACAGGAGCUUUAUCAUCAAGAAUACACACCACUAAUUCAUCACUGGUACUUCUCUUAGAGCGUCUGCUUCCAAUCAGAGGGAUUUAGCCUAAAAUAACUGUUCCGCAACCGAGCGCUUCUGUUUUUCAAAUUAAUUAACAUAUGGGUGAUAUAAUCUUUGCGAACAAAAAAAUCGAAUUAACCGAGCAAGACCAGGUGCAGACAAAAUCCGAUUUCAAUUGCAAGCACUUAUUUAAAUGCACGCAUCAAUAUUAGUCAUCCAGUGUGCUGGAGCAAAAGCGGGCAACGAAGACGGUCUGUCUCCGUGCAUUCGGGAUUAAAUCGAGAUGAAUCCUGCGUUGCCUUUUAACAUUUGUGUGAUUUUCCAAGAGAUCAGAAUGCAUCAAUGAAACCUCCGAAGAAAACGAAAGGGCCAAGUGAAGGGAUGGUUUUCGGAUUGUUUCCUAGGAGAGGAGAGGUUUAAUAUGUGUUCAACUACUGAGACCGUUCGCACGGCCGGAUUGAAGAUUUGCUAUAGGCGAGAUUAGGGCAUUUUUAUUCUAACGGCCAGGGGAGGAACGAAUCUUUUGAAAAAUAACCUGAUGUGUCUGGGUGGAUUACUACACGGAGCAGCAGAAAUAACUAAACGGGCGUCUGUUUGGGACUGGAUUCGCGCACCGCUUGCCGCUGUUGAGUUCGUCGGAGCUGCUGACGGAGGGAGAUUAAGUGGGUCGUUACUGUAAGCCCACGGGCAAAGUAAUAUAUUUUUUUUUGGUCAAAGAAAACAAACAAACAAAAAAAAGAUUUUAGGAUUAUCUUUGAAUUCUGGAUUUCAAACAUGAGACGCUUGUUCCCCCUCUGGACAGCCGCCUUCUGAAGCAGAUGCCCGGCUCGGCAACCUGCAUGGAAUUGUAGCCCGCAGCGCUAACAGCUUCGUUUGAAACGAUUUAUGAGUCGACGGAUUGUUCCCCGGCUGUAGAACCCCGCGCCCCACGAUGUUGGCCUGUCUGCAGAGGAGGCAGAACCCCCCUGCCCAGCACCUCGUCUGCCCCAGCAAGACCCUGGAGGCCCCGCACGCCACCAGCCGCAAAUGUGAGCUAGCAGCCCCCAUGCAUUCACCCCGGUAUCCCAGCCCAGCUGAGCUUGAUGCUUACGCACAGAAGACUGCCAACAGCCCGCUGUCCAUCAAGAUCUUCCCCACUAAUAUCAGGGUACCACAGCACAAGCACCUUAACCGAACUGUCAAUGGCUACGACACCACUGGUCAGCGCUACAGUCCCUACCCUCACCUUCACACGGGGGGCUACCAAGGCCUGCUGGCCAUUGUCAGGGCUGCCUCCGCCCCCACAGUCAAAGGUGUGGUCAAGAACUCUGAGGGCAAGCGGACUAAGCUAUCCCCAGCCCAAAUUGCGGUGGCUCCUUACCCGCCACCCAGUAGCAGCACUUUAGCCCAUGGCCAUGGGCAGAUACCGUACCACACAGGACCGCCCAAACCUCCCGAAGCCCCCACGUUGUCUGUGCCCCCGAACGUCACGGUAGCCGCUUCGGUGAUCCCCAUAGCGGGAGGCCGAGGUCUGGCUCUGCCCCCCCAGUCCAAUCUCCCCUCCAUUCAGAGCAUCAUCUACCAGAUCAACCAACACUGCCAGGCCCAGGCCCUGCAGCAGGUCUGCCCAGGGGUGGUGGUGGCGGCGGCGGCGGCGGCGGCGGCAACAUCGGCGAACCCCAGCCCCGCCAAGCAGUCGGCGGCGGCGGCCGCCUCUUCGAACUCCUCCUCCAACGGCUUUGCCACCGGCAUGGCGCCUCAAGGCAGCCUGGCCUACACGGGUGCCAUGCUGCCCGCCCAGGGGGCGGAGAUAGCCAAAGCCGGGACGGCCUACAUGGACAGCAUGGAUUACCUCCUCUGGCAGCAGAAGCAGCAGCAGCAGCAGCAGCAGCAGCAGGCUGCGCUACGGAUGUACAGCGCUGGGAGCAGCAGCGGGGGGGGCAUCAGUAAGUCUCCAGAAACGUGCGUGCCAGGGGGCGCGGGAGGGGUGGUGGCGGGCGGCGCCCAGGUGUCCUCCAGGCCUUACGCGCUCACGGCCAGCGCCGGCGGGCUGGACAAAGUCAGCUCCUCCCCGCUGAACUGCGCCGGCAUGCACGGCAACUUCUCGGUGGGACAGUACUUUGCGCCCCCCUGGAACAGCGUGCUGGUGACCCCCGACAGCGACUGCUACAACCCCCAGGACCUGGCCGGGGUCAACACGGGUGGCGCGGGGGCAGGACACCGGGAGCUCGGGUUCCCCCAUCACCACCAUCACCAUCACCACCACCACCCCCACCACCACCCCCACCCCCCGGUGGACAGUGGCGGGGGUCUGUGCUGCAGCCUGCCCAGCAAAAGCCUCUGCAACACCUCCAUCCUGAGCAGCAGCCUGCAGUCCCUGGAGUACCUGAUCAAUGACAUCCACCCCCCCUGCAUCAAGGAGCAGAUGCUGGGGAAAGGCUAUGAGACGGUAUCCGUACCCCGGCUGUUGGACCACCAGCACGCACACAUCCGGCUACCAGUUUAUAGAUAAAACCCCCGCGAACAAUGUCAAGAGUGAAAAGAAUUAACAAAAAAAAAAGAGGAGAUCUUUAUUAUAUAUAAAUAUCUAUAGAUAUAUAUAAAUGUGAUUGGCACUGCUUUAAAUGAACCGAAGGGCGAUGACGGUCUGGGCUUGUUGUGUUAUUGAAGCACCCCUGAAAAAGCCAGUGUGCUAGCUGUAGAGGGCAAAGGUUAGAGGUGAAAAUGCCAUGCAGGGUGGGGUGGGAGGGGGGGCGGGGUUUUGGGGCAGGCGAACGAUGGGGAAUUCAUGCCGAAAGCCUGAAUAACUGGUAUUUGCCAACAGGUAUUUGUGUGCUGUUUUUUGGGGGGGUGCGGGAGGGGGGUGUUUUCAUUCCAUUUUAUUUUAUCCAUCUUGUGACAGGAUAUGAAUCUUGAUAUGACAUGCACACGACCCCUCUCCCCAACCCCCCUGCUACCCCCAAAAAGCCUGAUCACUUUUCCAACCUUGGUUCCCCCCAAUUGGGAAUGGCAGUGACUACAGGCUUCUCUCCAAAACAAAAAAUGUUGGAAUUAGAAAGUAGAAGGAUCAAUGCUAUGGAAUGACAUGACAAGCUCUUUAAGAAAAUAAUGUUUCAAUUGCACUGCUUGGAGUAUAGAAGCUAGUCAGCAGAAGGGAUGGGGUUUGGGGUGAUCUGGAUUAAAUCUAUUUAAUAAGAAACUUGAAAACUUGAACCUGUUAUUUUUUUGUUGCCGUUUUAUAUAUUUUAGGUUAAUAUAAGACAUGCGUUGGCUGCUAAGGGGAAUACACAUCUUUAUUUCUUAUUGCUUAGUUUUGAAGUUUAGUUUUUUUUUCUCCUUUUGUUGUGUAUUUUUUUUUAUUUUGGGUUGCAUUCUCCAUCUGUCCGUGGCUCCUCCUGGAUGAAACGUGAGGCCUCUGCUGGUUUGGUGCUGUAAGAACAGCCAGUCUUUGACAUGUUGGGAGAUGCUGUGAAAGCAACACAAUGGAAGCAGAACAAGCAAAAACGACAACAAAAAAAAAAAUUCAGAUGCGUUGCGAAUAUAGAAUGUCUGUCUGUUUCGGAGGUCCUCUCAACCUGCCUUUGUCCUAUUGGUUUCAACAGUUCCCCAGGCUUGGUUUGGUGCGUUAUGUGUGAUUUAAGGGUCACGUCCCUCAAAACUUAUCAGCUGCUGAGAAAUCAUGGUUUUUAAAGUCCUGAAAAAGAAACUCUUGUGUGGCUGUGGAUGGGCUGGUGGAUUUUGCUAUGCCGUUAUGUAGAAACUGGUGGUGAUGGGUAUAGAGGGGGCUCGGAUUAAAUCCGAUCUGAAGUGCACAAAAAUAGGAAUUUCACACUACGGGGCAGGAUGGAGCUCAAUUCCAGUAAGAACAGCGUGAAUCGGAUAAGGAAAUGCAACCUUUGAUCCCAGCUGUGAAGGAGCUGAGCAGAGAUGUCUUGCAAACUCUGAUGACUGUCCCUCUGAUUGCCUUCAGCUCUGUCUGUGAGUCGCGAAUUGGUGUGAGAGAGGGCUUAAUCUUCCAGUGAUAUCAAAUCAAGAUUGAAAUCCAGGAUCAGAUCUUAAUCCAGUGCCACCCACGAGAUCUGUCAUAGAGAAAAGGCAGGCUAACAAAGUACAAGAUAGUGUAUGGGGCUUGCAUACUGAUGUGGAAUACCUAAAACUCUUCACUUUUCUCUUUGGUUUGGAGAAAAAAACCCAAUCCUGUGGCUUUUUGGACUGUAGCUGAAAAGGCAAGGUAGUGUUAUGGUGUGGCACUCAUUUCACUUUUCUUUUGUAACAUACAGUCAGUAGAAAUAUAAUUCUUUUCAUGCUGUGAUAUGCUGGAUGUAGUACUGCAUUCUUAUUCUGGUUAAAAGGUCUUUAGUACUUAGCUGAAAAAAGGAACAGUGCAGGUCUUUAAUGAAGAUGCAGCCCUUCCAAGUGAAUGUACUGUGUUUUUGUUAAGUCCAUUGCCUUGAUUCCUAUAAUUGGAGGAAGGACAAUUUGAAAAAAAUCACCACUUAUACCCAAAUGAUCAGAUUUAGAAUGUGUACAUGCUGUAGGUUUGUACCACCGUUACCCUCCCUAAGUAAGUUAUCCCCAUAAACUAAUAUACAUUUAUAUCAACCUGGUGAAAGCUUUUUCAGAAAAAUAUUGGCAGCAGACAAUAUACUGUAUAUUCCAAAAAGUGCAAUUAUUGUGACUGUACUGCCACUUACCUCAGCUUUCAUCAGAAAGCUCUGACGUACUUUAUACAAACAUUUAUGACAGAAAUUAGUUUUUGUGAAGCUGCCACAGAUCAAUGUAAUAUUCCUCCUUUUUGUUGCUUUAAGGAACACUGUGUAGUGUGCUGAUUAAGGGGACAUUUUUGGUGAAAUAUUGUGCAUCGGGAGCUAUUGUUUCCCGAUUUUGGAUUAUCCUGAGUGUUAGUGAGACUGGGAUUGUAGAAUAAUGUUAUUGCAGUGAGCUGAAAACCCUUGGGAAUCAAAUAUUUUCAUAUAAUGUUUCACAGUCAACAAAGACAUUGAUGCUUUCAGGCAUAACUGUGAGUGUGUUGUGUGUGUUGAAUAUAUGACUUCAUAAAGAUUUUGUUUUAUUACUUUGCCUUAGAGACCGAAACCAUCUUAUUACCUUACUACUCCAUUAUAAAACCAAUAAUACUGGCAUCACAGACAUCUGUACAAUUAAAGUAUGUCUUCUCCACCCGCUGUUCUUAGCCCAAAUGCUGUAAUAAGAAUAUUUUACUGAUGAUUUUGCAACACCAUGGCAAAACCAGAAUCGCUGAAAAUAAUUAAUUGAGGCAUAUUUCAUUUUCUUUUUCAUUUUAUCUGUGCAGUCGUCUUAAUUUGCUUUUGGUAAAAUGGAUGUCCCUGCUAGAAAAGAGAGCCUCCAAACAAUUUGCUAAAGCAGCAAUUUGAAUUAAAGCAAUAUUGCAGUGUGUCAUGAGUUUCAGUUCUAAAGGGGGCUGUGGUAAGCCCUUUAGCACUGUUAAUAAAAGGCUACCUUAUUGAUAAAUUUUAAGAUUGACAGAUGUUGAGUCAUGCAUGCAUAACCCCAUGGUUUUUCAUUAGAAUUUAUUUGAAAGAGAAACUCUUGUCUGCACUCAACCUAAUCAACCUAAAGCAUGGUUAAUCUCUUUAAAGAGGUCUUUCACUUCAUUCAGUAUAUUAAUUAAUUUUUUUUUUUAAAGGAACGCAACUGAGUCAAGUACAAACAUUAUUUAAGUCUCUCUUAAAUUAAAGGCUAACUGCUUGGACAUUAUUCAAUACAAAUGCGUUCUUUUCCAUAAGACAUCUCCAUAAGACCCUUAAGAUUUUAUUUAACUAUUUUCAUCCGUCUCCGGGGCUGCCGAGGAAAAAGUUUUUGGACGACGAGCUCAUAUAUAGCUCUCAAGGAACAAGAUGAUUUUGACUAAUUGCUUACCAGAAAGGGCUUCUUCUGCUGUCAGUUACAUAGGAAAUGAAAUGGGCUUCCAGUUUGCAUCCACUGGGUUGCUUGCUGUUAUGUUCCAUAAUGAUUGCAUAAUACCUCAAUAUGCAAUGCAUGUAGAUUUGCAAAGGGAAAAAGGAUGCAUCUAACAUAAUUUCUGGUAAAAAAAUAUAAAGAAGGUUUAGCUGUAGGCCACUGUGAUCUGUGAGUGACCAACCUGAUGGACACAAAGUACCUCUUUUGAUUGAGAAUGCCUUUCUUAAAAUAUCCAUAUUUGGAUACAUGGUUUCUAAGGCUGAAUUUAUAUUUAUAAAAAGCUUGACAGUGAUCCUGGGCAUUUUAAAAAUGCUAUAGAAUAGUUUCCCGUUUCUUGUGUAUUUUCUAAAUCACAGAUCAGAAGAGAUUAUUUUGUAAAAACAAUUGUGAAUGUUUUUUAGGUAACUGAGAUUGAAAACAACCAAAGAGCGUAGAAGGGAUUUUAAUUCUCGUCCCUGAAUUGUACCUUCUGAUUAAAACCAAACAGUAGGCCUCUGCCUCGAGAUUAAAUUACCACAACUUUCAAUUCAGACUAGAGAGCUGUCUGUUGGAUGAGAGGGUGAAACGUGCCACUUUCAUAAACCCUGUUUCAGAUGUUUAUAUCCUUUUGGAAAAUCUCCCCUCUUUUUCCUCUGCUGUUCCUUUCAUCUUCAUCUCCUUGCCUUUAUAUUUCAUCUCUGUCCCCUUUCUCAUAGCCAGUAAAGAAGCCUUGGAUGAAGUAGGCUUUGGGCUGGAAGUCCAGUACUGGGUCUCUUUCCUGCUGUGCACUGCUGUCAUUGCUGAGUGGGUUGUGACCUUUUCUGUUUGCAGCAGUCAGCUUUUCAAGUAAGUUUUUAGCAAUGGCCUUAAACUUUGGGUAGGUGGGUUGGGGUAAGGGAAAAAAGGGGUCCCUCUAAAAAAAAAGGACAAGCUGAAUGCUUUUCCCCCCCCAUUUUAAAAAUGUCCUGCUUUGGACGAAUUCGUGAAAUGUUAUCUACCUCUAGGCCCCUAACCUUAAUCAGUCUUUGUCUUUUUUUGUUUUCCUGAAGCUUUUUUUCUGUCUUGUGUUACACUGGAGGGCAAACUUGGAGGCUGGAGCCUUUGUUUGCAGUGCAUUGAGUGAUCCAUGCCCUCAAUUUUGAAGGGGACAGAAGGGAGGAGGCCUUUCUGAGAGAGGCAGAGACUUCAUGCAGUCUGUGGGAGACUCCAUGUUCUCUAUACUGUGGCUGUUGGUGGCGGCGGCGGUGGGGGGGGGUAGGUUUUAUUCCGCCCACCUUGACCCUAACCUUUCUAGCGCUGCAAGCCGAGUCCUGACCUGACAAUGGGCUGGCUGCCCACAUUAGGAUAAUAGUAUUAAAUUCCAAAUAGAUUCUGCUCAGAGCUUCACUCAUCCACUCGAGGCUUUCUCAGCUGCUGAAACGGGGUGGCAUAUGGUUUGUCAUUAUCUGAGCCCCCCCUCUGUAGGCCAGUGCAGUGAAAAGACUAAAUACUUAAACAAACUGCAAUGCUGAGUUUUGGGAUGAGUGUUUACCCAGGACUGUGCUCAUCAGGUUCUUGCCCCAGAACUUUUAAACCCUCUUUUAGAAGCAGAGCUUUCAAUUUCUGUGUUUGUACAGGCAUAUGAUGGAACAAAGUUUUUUUUUUUAUGCACAUGUAUUAAUUAGUGGCUAAUUCAUACAUUUUGUACAUCUUUCUUGUAGGGCAGGUUAAAAUGCCCUUACUGGAAUAAAGAGAGUACGCUGUCUGUUAAAAAUCAGGAUAAUUGCCGAGCUGCUUUUGUCACUUCUAAUCCCACAGCCAGUUACUCUGUUCCAUCUAGACCAAUCUCCCUGAGGCAGAGUGAACUGGGCCACACUGUCCUCUAAAGUUUAAACUGUGAAGCUAGCAAGUGGUGCUCCGCACUCCCAAAGUUAGCAUCCCUGUCUCUCACUAAACCUAAAAAUCCCAAGAAAAUCUGCUGAACGGUAUGAAAAAAAUAGCCACAGUGAAGCCCACAAGGAUUGUAAGAAGGUUUGAUUGUGAUACUUCAAGUGAACAGGACGUUUAGUUUUAAGCUCUUGACAACAGUUGCCCAUCAGGCCCACUCAACAAAGUUCAUUGUUCCUGCUCCAGUUGACAACAGUGCUCUCAGUGCCUACAGGGCCCAGACUUAGGGACUAUCAUAAAGCAAACAGCAGGCUUCUCUCAGGGCCUACAGUAAAGGAGUGUGCAUCUGAGGGUGAAAUUAAUGAGAGGAGGGAGGGAGUUGUUUGUGUAAGAUCACCAAUGCUGUUUUGGUCCCUGGUGAAUGAAAGCUACCCACAGAUAUCCAUUAUGUGUAGGUUGCCGUGGGGACGGCAUAGCUGACAUUUUGCUGAUGUUUUUAUUUUUUGUUGUUACCUCCUUGCAAUCAUUUGUUUUUGCUCCUAACUUUUUUUGACAGAUUUUUCAAUCAGGACACUAUAAAAGGCUGGGGAGGGAAAAUGCUUAUAUGUAUAGAAUAUCUUUUAAAGUAGAACAACCCAUUCCCAAAGUAUUUAAAUAGUGAAUCUAUUUGGCUUGAGUGCCAGGCUUGUAUUGGUCAUUUUUUGGUUCCAUAGCAAGAGUUUAACAAUAUACUACUAUGACAGUUUUGAAUUUAUCUGUGUAUUCAAGUUUAUUGGCGAUUUAUUUUUCUGUCCAAACCAAUCCAAGCUAUUUUACAAAAGUGUGGUUAAAAAGCACUAAAAUUCUUACUUGUUAAAGUUGUCAUAAUGGUGAAAACCGGUUCCAGCUGCAUCUUAAGGUAUUUUAAACCUUUUCUUGCUUUAAAUUUGAAGCAAUUUCAGAAGCCAAUGCCCUCUAGUGUCAGAAUAGGAAGAAGAAUCAGAAUUACUGUAUAUUCCUCUUUCUUUGCUUUUUUUUUGUCCCCAAACCCCCACACCUCGUUUACCAGUCAAUUUUAUUUCUUUUCCAUUCCACUCCUUCAAUCUGUAUUUCUCCGUGGCUUUUCCGUUUCCUAUUUCAGCAUGGCGUGAGUGUUUUCCAUGGCCAGCCUCCUAUUUGUUUAUCCCCUCCAGCCCCUGGGAGCGACACUAAUCAGCUUUCUCCGAGACCUCCGCGCGCACACAUUCCUCUCAGCUAGUUUUAUCAACAUUUCAAGGGCACACAGAAGAAAGAUUGAGAGAAUCCUCAGAGGCCACUACAAAAAGAGAGAUAUAAUGGCGGUGGUGGGGGGGGGUGCUGUCUUAUUAUCAGUGUUUCUUGCACCCAGUUUUCAUCUCCUGUUUGCGUGAGAAAGAUGAGGAAAGGGCCCUCAGAGGGCCCCACUGUAUUUGUAGUUUCCAACUGGCAGGUACAUUUAUAUAUCAAGGUUUCUCUUCUUUGUAACCCACAGCUAAUGAUGGCUGCAGUAUGACCUCCCCAAGAACUUUCAGCCUUUAGUAUGAAAUUACCAGCCCUUUGAUUAUGUCUGUGGUUAUCGGAGGCAUUUUUAAUAAACCCUUCUAAAAGAUUUUCAAGAUUUCACGCACAGUGGAGUCUGACCAAGGUGUUGCCAAGCUUUCAAAUUUUUGCAUUUCAGUCUUGCAGAAGGAGAUAUGAAACUUUGAAAGACUAGCUGGAUAAUGUGUUUUUUUUUAGGCAUGCUAGACAUUGUUUUUUCCCCCGGUGUCCCAAGUUGUUGUCACACGCAAGCCUGGAGUGUGUGUGUGUUUAGACAAUAGGGAGGUGAGACAGAAUGGAAACUGUGAAAGGAAUAAUAUUCACCGUUCUGUCUGGUGAGUGGGGGGGGAAACUGGGUAGAAGUCAAAAGUUGUGAGUUUGCGUCCUUCAAGGCUAUCCUUGAAGAGAGACCAGGCCUCGCCUGGCAGAUUGGCCGCGCAUUGUGAAUAAACAGCAGUAAUGCGAUAACACGUUUCUAACAAAAACAAGCCGCUGCUUAUUUCCUCAGAGAACACAGGCACGGCCUUCGGAAGAAUUUUCCGAGUCUGUUUGUGUUUGUCUCGGAAAGAUGGAUACGUCUUUGUGGAACGCUGGAGACAAACAGGCCUUGAGUUUAGCGCGGGCACACGAAAAAAAAACAACACUAAACACAGAGAAGAUGGGCGAAAGGGGGCGAAUGAAAGGCCAUUUUGUGAGGCGAAAAAAAAAAACAAGGCCAGCUGCUCUCUCUGUGGAGAUCAGCAGUUCCUGGUUGGCCCUGUUGUGGACAACAGGGAUGCUGUCCCUCUGGUGAGCGAACACUAACACUUCAACCUGUGUUUGUGGCGGGACUGGAAUCAAGCCCUGGCUCAGCAGCACACUUGUCACACUGAAAUUACAAUAUUUCCUGUCACUGCUUUAUAAUGCCAGCACAGACAGAGCACUGUGAAAACUGCCACAGAACUAGCUAGUGUUUGUGUUAUUUUAAUAUUCAGAGCGUUUUUUGCCUGUUAAGAAGAGUGAUGGCUGUAUAGCGUUUAUCUGCUCGUACAGAGGACAUUUCCAUUUGAAAAUGAAUUAGGACACCAAACCGAUGCUUUACCCUUGAUGUCAGCGAUUUGAAAGGGAACUUUUUUAGAUAGUAACAUUUCUUUUUUCCAUAAAGUUUCUCCUUUUUGAUGCUCAUGACAGAUCCCUUGGUGGCCCUUGUUCAGGAAAUUUUCACUCCUUGUGUUGUCACUGCAAUGGAGAUAUUCUCUUUUUUUUUCAACUGAAUUUCAACCCCUGGAGAAAUACUGAGUGAGUGUUUUUGAGAGGCAAUCAGAGCAUUUGAUAAAAUAUGUUAAUUACUGUUAUGUGGCCUGACAAGGAAAUGUAGAUAUGCACGCGUUACAGACACACUGACUCGGUGCUGUUGCAGACAAAUGAUUCCCUGCAGGCUGGGCAUUCGCUUUAUUCCUAGUAAAUGUACUACCUUGACAUUAAACAUUGCUGUUGUCUCUGUCACAUUUCUUCUGAGGUGUAAAAAGCUUACAAAAUCUUUUUUUUGUUGUUGUUGUUGUUGCUCAGAACAUACUCUGACAUACUGUUACUUGAAAAGCAUUCCAGCAGACUACUUGGGAUACCAGACUUUUUUUAUUGUGUUAUCGCAGUGUAAAGGAGUACAGCCCUCCAGUUCAAGGUAUUUUAAAGGCCCUUCUGGAAAUUUGUUUUUUACUGAUGCACUGGAAAAUGUUUUGUAUUUGGUCAUUUUAGAUCUCACUUGUUUUGUCGCUUACCUUUAAUUUUUCGGUUUUGAAGUCCUUGACGGUGGUCAUUCAGAGAAAAACUACUUAUUUGAAACUGGAUACAACACCCUCUGGGCGUCGUAAAUAAACUCCAUGUCAACACUGAAACAGCAGCACUACAGGGCCUUGGCUUCCAUUGGUAUUGAACUGCAGGCGAUUCUCCAUGUUUUCAGUGGGACUGUGGUUGAUGCUCACCAUUUCCUAAGCCGUUUUAUUUUCUUGAGUGUUAUUGGACUGAUAACAAAUGCAUCUCUUUCGCAUUUCCUUCAUACUUGUAACCACAGCAACCAUUCAUAACACAAGAGAGUCUGGGAAAUAUUAAUGUUUUUAAUAUUUAGAUCAACCGGGAAUGGGGAAAAAAAAAACUAGUGAUUGUUUCUGGAUUGAUCUUUGGACCACCAGCACAGCCAAAGUCUGGGGAACACCAACCUUGAAAAAUAAUAUAUAUGGAAAUCGAACUCUAUGAAGCAUCUCUCAUUGGUCUCCCUGCAGUAUUGUAUUUAUGUUUGAAAACUGUAUGUUUCCUCAGGAUAAAUGUGUAAAGAAUAUAUUACUUUUUUAAUAUAUAUGAUUUUGAAAGAAGGCUUGAUAAUUUAAUGAAGGAGCCUGACUCAGACAAAGCUGUAAAAUCUUUAGCCUUGUGAUUCUCAACUCUUGAAUGUGCCUACAGCCCUGUUUCCCUGUGAUUGCUUACUUUAACUUCAGCCCCUUCUCCCUCUCUUUCCCAUUGUCUCCAAAACUGCUGCCCUGCCCCUUCAAAUAUCAUUAUUAAUCUUGUACUUUCAGAUACAAAACACCUGCUUUUUUGUCAAUCUCAGGACUGAAAUCUCUUUAUUUUAAUGUAGAUGUUUUAAUUUAUUCUCUCCUUCGUUAUUUUAUUAUUGUUUGACUUGAAGCAAAUAAAGCAGAUAACUUCUACA
This is a messenger RNA of Lepisosteus oculatus (spotted gar), 12284 nucleotides long. It is a transcript of the gene fam222aa, whose product is annotated as family with sequence similarity 222 member Aa. The record is from RefSeq and is a predicted model, not a curated record. NCBI's taxonomy places the organism in Eukaryota, Metazoa, Chordata, Actinopteri, Semionotiformes, Lepisosteidae.